CCCGAAGAGUUGCCCGGUGGCCGCGGCAGACGGAAGCCGAGCGAGAGCCUCGGCAGCGGCGGGAUGGGGGACUCCAAAGUGAAAGUGGCCGUCCGGAUCCGGCCCAUGAACCGAAGAGAAAUUGACUUGCAUACCAAAUGUGUGGUGGAUGUAGAUGCAAACAAGGUUAUUCUUAGUCCUGUAAACACUAAUCUUUCAAAAGGAGAUGCCCGAAGCCAGCCAAAGGUGUUUGCAUAUGAUCAUUGUUUCUGGUCUAUGGAUGAAUCUGUCAAAGAAAAGUAUGCAGGUCAAGAUGAUGUUUUCGAAUGCCUUGGGGAGAAUAUUCUUCAGAAUGCUUUCGAUGGGUACAACGCAUGUAUCUUUGCUUAUGGACAGACUGGAUCUGGAAAAUCUUAUACCAUGAUGGGUACAACUGACCAACCUGGAUUAAUCCCAAGACUUUGCAGUGGACUCUUUGAACGAACUCAGAAAGAGGAAAAUGAAGAGCAGAGUUUUAAAGUAGAAGUGUCCUAUAUGGAAAUUUAUAAUGAAAAAGUUAGAGACCUUCUUGAUCCCAAAGGAAGCCGUCAAACGUUAAAAGUCAGAGAGCACAAUGUGUUGGGACCCUAUGUUGAUGGACUUUCUAAACUGGCCGUCACAAGCUAUAAGGAUAUUGAGUCUUUGAUGUCUGAAGGUAACAAAUCUCGUACAGUUGCUGCAACCAACAUGAAUGAGGAGAGUAGCCGAUCCCAUGCGGUCUUCAAAAUCACCCUCACACAUACUUUGUACGACGUGAAGUCUGGGACGUCUGGAGAGAAAGUGGGCAAACUGAGCUUGGUUGAUUUAGCUGGCAGUGAGCGAGCAACGAAGACUGGCGCUGCAGGUGACAGGCUGAAGGAGGGCAGCAAUAUCAACAAGUCCCUCACAACCCUCGGUCUGGUUAUCUCAGCCCUAGCAGAUCAGAGUGCUGGCAAAAACAAGAAUAAAUUUGUUCCAUAUCGUGAUUCAGUUCUCACUUGGCUGCUCAAAGACAGUCUUGGGGGUAACAGCAAGACAGCCAUGGUAGCUACUGUGAGUCCAGCAGCUGAUAACUAUGACGAAACCCUCUCAACUCUGCGGUAUGCAGAUCGCGCGAAGAACAUUGUGAACCACGCUGUGGUGAAUGAGGAUCCUAAUGCACGAAUUAUCCGAGAUCUCCGGGAAGAAGUAGAAAAACUCCGAGAGCAGCUAACCAAAGCAGAGGCAAUGAAAUCUCCAGAGCUAAAAGACCGGCUGGAAGAAUCAGAGAAGCUAAUCCAGGAAAUGACUGUGACCUGGGAGGAGAAAUUAAGGAAAACUGAAGAGAUUGCACAGGAACGACAGAAACAGCUGGAGAGUCUUGGAAUAUCUCUUCAAUCUUCUGGAAUUAAAGUUGGGGAUGAUAAGUGUUUCCUUGUUAAUCUGAAUGCUGAUCCAGCUCUGAAUGAACUUCUUGUUUACUAUUUAAAGGAACAUACAUUGAUAGGUUCAGCAAAUUCCCAGGAUAUCCAACUAUGUGGAAUGGGAAUUCUUCCUGAACAUUGUAUUAUAGACAUCAUAUCAGAAGGCCAGGUUAUGCUGACUCCUCAAAAGAACACCAGAACAUUUGUAAAUGGCUCUUCUGUAUCCAGUCCUACACAGCUACAACAUGGGGACAGGAUAUUAUGGGGAAACAACCACUUCUUCAGACUGAAUUUGCCUAAAAAGAAAAAGAAAGCAGAUCGAGAGGAUGAGGAACAAGACCCCUCCAUGAAGAAUGAUGCCAGUUCUGAGCAGCUGGAUGUAGACGGAGACUCCUCCAGCGAGGUUUCCAGUGAAAUCAACUUCAAUUACGAAUAUGCGCAGAUGGAGGUUACCAUGAAGGCUCUGGGCAAUAAUGAUCCAAUGCAGUCAAUAUUGAACAGCCUAGAACAGCAGCAUGAAGAAGAAAAGCGAUCUGCGUUAGAGCGCCAGAGGCUUAUGUAUGAACACGAAUUGGAGCAGCUACGAAGAAGGCUGUCUCCUGAGAAACAAAACUGUCGCACUGUGGACAGAUUUUCUUUCCACUCACCCAGUGCCCAGCAGCGAUUGAGGCAGUGGGCUGAAGAGAGAGAAGCAACACUGAAUAACAGCCUGAUGAGGCUGAGGGAACAAAUUGUUAAAGCCAAUCUGCUGGUGAGAGAAGCUAGUUACAUUGCAGAAGAACUGGAUAAAAGAACAGAGUAUAAAGUAACCCUACAGAUUCCAGCCUCCAGCCUCGAUGCCAACAGGAAGCGAGGCUCUCUUCUUAGUGAGCCUGCAAUCCAGGUGAGAAGAAAAGGAAAAGGAAAGCAGAUUUGGUCUUUGGAGAAACUGGACAAUAGGUUGUUGGAUAUGAGAGACCUUUAUCAGGAGUGGAAAGAGUGUGAAGAAGAUACCCCAGUAAUACGGUCUUACUUCAAGCGUGCUGAUCCGUUCUAUGAUGAACAGGAAAAUCAUAGUCUCAUUGGAGUAGCUAAUGUCUUCCUUGAAUCCCUCUUCUAUGAUGUGAAGUUACAGUAUGCUGUUCCAAUUGUCAACCAGAAAGGAGAGGUGGCAGGUCGGCUGCAUGUAGAGGUGAUACGAAUCAGCGGUGACGUUGGGGAAAGAAUUGCCGGAGGUGACGAUCCCACAGAGAUCUCCCUUGAUAAGGAAACCCAGGAGAACAAACUUGUAUGCAUGGUUAAAAUACUCCAAGCUACUGGGUUGCCACAGCAUCUGUCCCACUUUGUAUUCUGCAAAUACAACUUCUGGGAUCAGCAGGAGCCAGUAAUUGUUGCACCCGAAGUGGAUACCUCGUCCUCUCCUGUCAGCAAGGAACCUCAGUGCAUGGUUGUCUUUGAUCAUUGCAAUGAGUUUUCUGUUAACAUCACUGAAGACUUUAUUGAGCAUCUUUCAGAAGGGGCAUUGGCGAUUGAAGUAUAUGGCCAUAAGAUGAAUGAUCCUCGGAAAAACCCAGCCCUCUGGGAUUUGGGGAUUAUCCAAGCAAAAACACGUACUCUUCGGGACAGAUGGAGUGAAGUCACCAGGAAAGUGGAAUUCUGGGUUCAAAUCUUAGAGCAGAAUGAGAACGGUGAAUACUGCCCUGUUGAAGUAAUUUCUGCAAAGGAUGUGCCAACAGGAGGAAUCUUCCAACUCCGGCAGGGGCAGUCUCGGCGAGUCCAGGUGGAAGUGAAGUCUGUGCAGGAAUCCGGGACUUUACCACUGAUGGAAGAAUGUAUAUUGUCUGUUGGCAUUGGAUGUGUAAAAAUUAGACCACUCAGAUCCCCCAAGACUCACGAGCCCUUCCAUGAGGAAGAGGAGGACAUGGACAGCUACCAGGAUCGGGAUUUAGAAAGACUGCGUAGAAAAUGGCUAAAUGCACUGACCAAACGUCAGGAGUACUUAGAUCAGCAAUUGCAAAAGCUCGUCAGUAAACAUGAUAAAACAGAGGAUGAUGCUGACCGUGAAGCUCAACUUCUAGAGAUGAGGUUGACACUAACUGAGGAGAGGAAUGCAGUGAUGGUCCCCUCUGCUGGCAGUGGGAUUCCAGGGGCCCCAGCAGAAUGGACCCCAGUUCCUGGGAUGGAAACACACAUUCCUGUUAUAUUCCUUGACUUAAAUGCUGAUGAUUUCAGCUCUCAGGAUAAUCUUGAUGACCCAGAAGCUGGUGGAUGGGAUGCUACCCUUAGCGGGGAAGAAGAGGACGAGUUCUUUGAACUGCAGAUUGUAAAACAGCAUGAUGGAGAGGUGAAAGCAGAAGCCUCUUGGGACUCUGCGGUACACAGUUGUCCUCAGCUCAGUAAAGGCACGCCUGCGGAUGAGCGAGUGUUUCUAAUUGUGCGGGUGACGGUCCAGCUCAGCCAUCCGGCUGACAUGCAGCUGGUUUUACGGAAACGAAUUUGUGUGAAUGUUCAUGGCCGGCAGGGUUUUGCUCAGAGUCUCCUAAAAAAGAUGUCACAUCGAAGUUCUAUUCCUGGCUGUGGAGUGACUUUUGAAAUUGUCUCCAAUAUUCCAGAGGAUGCCCAGGGAGUAGAGGAGCGAGAAACAUUAGCAAGAAUGGCAGCUAAUGUUGAAAACGCAGCUUCUGCUGACUCAGAGGCUUAUAUUGAAAAGUACCUCAGAAGUGUGCUGGCUGUGGAGAACCUCCUUACUUUAGAUCGUCUUCGCCAGGAAGUUGCAGUGAAGGAACAGUUGACAGGAAAAGGGAAGCUGAGUAGGAGGAGUAUUAGCUCUCCAAAUGUGAACAGAUUGUCUGGUAGCCGACAAGAUCUCAUUCCAUCCUACAGUCUAGGCAGCAACAAGGGCCGGUGGGAAAGUCAACAAGAUGUAUCACAAACCUUGGUUUCCAGGGGAGUAGCUCCAGUCGCCCCUUCCCUCCCUGGUUGUCCCCAAAAUAACCACUCUCCUGACCCAGGAUUUAGUAGCCUAGCAGCCUCCUACUUGAACCCAGUAAAAUCCUUUGUGCCACAGAUGCCAAAGCUGCUGAAGGCUCUGUUCCCUGUCCGCGACGAGAAAAGGGGCAAACAGCCGUCUCCCCUCGCACAUCAGCCGGUGCCCCGGAUCCUGGUGCAGUCUGCCCUCCCGGAUGUGGGGACGAUCAGGUUGGCGGAGGCUCACCAAGAGGGCGUGGGGGUUAGUGCGGCUCCCGAUGUGACUGUGCAGAUUGCCCCCGUGGUGAAGAUCUACGACAGACCAACCAAAGUGCCUCCCCAGCAGUCCGUCACUGCCAACACCCAGGCCCCAGAAGCUCAGGACGGGCCGCCCAGCCCCCUGAGCGAGGCCUCCAGCGGGUACUUUUCCCACAGUGUCUCCAGUGCCACACUGUCUGACGCGUUCAUCCCUGGCCUGGAUGCUGCUGCCCAGGCUGGCGGGCAGAUGCCCGGCUCGCCCCCUCCUGCCCUCUGCCAGGACACCCCGGAGACUGAGCUCUUGUUUCCAUCUACUACUACCAGGGCAGACAGAGAUCUUUCUGUCCAGUUGGAGGGUCAGAGCAGCCUUCCAUCACUGUCCGUCCCAGCAAAGCAAAAUGCUCGGGGCAACAGCAGUGGUGCAUCUGAGGCUAAGGAAGCAGUUUCCUGGGAGAAGCAGAAGAAAGAAGCAAGCACUUCCCUAACUCAUCUUCCCACUUCUGCCCCUCAGAAGGAAUCACCCAGCCAGCAAGGUGGAGAACUUUCCUCUGCUACCAAGCAGCUAGGAAGACCCGAGGACCAGGUGAAGCCGGCUGCCAGCUUAGAGCUGGAUGUCUGCAAACCACAGCUGCCUUCUGGUCUCCUCCCACAGUCGCCUGCUCCAGCAUCUCCAUUCAGAAUCCAGAAGGUGAGGACCUCUGAGCUGAAGUCGUUCACACGCAUGCUUGGCGGAGACCCCGGCUGCCCCUCUGGUGCUGAAGAGGACCUGCUGGCCUCAGGAGGGCCGGGCAACUGCAGCUCCGGGGCACAGGCCCUGGGAAAGCUGGAAGUUUCCUCAGAUUCUGAAGAAGCCAGUGAAGUCCCAGAGUGGCUCAAAGAGGGAGAGUAUGUUACAGUGGGCACCAACAAAACAGGCAUCGUGAGGUACAUCGGGCCGACCAACUUUCAGGAAGGGACGUGGAUCGGAGUGGAGCUGGACUUACCUUCAGGUAAGAAUGAUGGCUCCAUCGGAGGGAAGCAGUACUUCAAGUGCAACCCCGGCUACGGGCUGCUGGUGAGGCCGGGCCGGGUGCGCAGGGCGGCGGGCACAGGCCGGCGGCGUAGCGCGGGGCUCAGGCUGCAGGGCGCCCCUGAGCCCCGCAGGAGCAGCACCCUCUCCGGCUCCGCCACCAACCUGGCCUCCCUGACGGCGGCCCUGGCCAAGGCCGAGGGCACUGCGAUGCUCCGGGCCGACCGGAGCCACAGGAACCCCGAGAACCGCAAAUCCUGGGCCAGCUAAGCCGACGCCCGAUGCGUGCCCUCCCUGGUGGCAUCCUCCCCCGUCCUUCCCAGGCUGACACUGACAGAGGAGGUGGCCGGUGCCCCUUCCAAGGCUUUCUGCUGACAGCUCUGGGGUGGAAUUGGAGCUGAGUGGGCUGUGUCACCUCAAACCCCCUUCCCCUGUGGGGGCAGGGCCAUGAAUGCUUUUUGCACAGUGCAGGGCUGGUAACCUCUCCCUGUUUCUCCCAGGUCUCUGGAAGCUUUAUUUCGUCGUCUAUCCGGAGAAUGAGGAGGCAUCUCCGCAGGGUAGCGGGGUUGAAGGUUGCAUGGGGAGCAAGGGAGCGAGGGCCCCGUCUCCAUGUCCCUGGGCCUGGGUGUUUCCCCACCUGGGGCUGUUGCUCUGGUUUCUGUUCUGGCAACCCUGUUAAUCUCUUAAUUUAAAAAAUAAUCAUAACUAGUGCCUUUCCUUCCCUCAGAGGCAGGGUGUCCUCCUUCUGCCCCUAAGGCUGGCACCCCAGCCACCCAACCCAAGUCCUGGCUUGCUCCUCAGGCUCAUUGCCUCCUUCUUGCCUCCAAAUUCCCACACCACUCACACGUUCCCGUAAGUGCCUCCGCCUGGCCUCCUGGGGCUUUGGCACAAGGGCCUGUGUGCCCAGAGAGGGGCCCUGGGCCUGACUCCUCACCUUUCCCUCUUAGAAGGUUUCUUAGAGGUUUCUCUGUGGGUGUUUUAGUGUCUUUAUAUCUAGAAAGGUUUUUCUUCUUCGCCACUUAUUCCCUUAACAGAGUGCUUGGAAUAUAUUUAUUUAUAUUUAUUUUUCCAAAAUUCAAAAUUGUUCGCGAGCCACAAUCGUCUGCCCGGGUGUGAGUGCCCACGGCCUGCCUUGCACGUCACCACCUCCGUGGCCAUUCGGGAGCUGCCAACCUCCUGCCCCGGGUGGAGGUUCCCAGAGGGGGCAGAGGAUGACUGCCCCCCGUUAUGUUCCUUUAGUGCAGAUACACAAGUGGCCUUAGUAAGAUGACAGUGAAAACUUGGAGAAUCAUGUUGUGCUUCUGCAGUCAAUGACAAAGUCAGUCAGAGGCAUCAUGACCUUAUUUGGUGCAAUUUUGGUUUCUGGGAAGGCCCUUAGACCAGUUUAGCUUCUCGGCAGUUCUCUACCCUGACUUCCUGACUCAGCCUGGGGGCCUGUGGCUUGGCAGCUGGGCCCUGGAGGAAGAGCCCUCCCCCGUCCCUGCGGCUGGCCCUGGUGCUUAUCCCUGGGACCUUUGCAGAGCCAAGGACCAGGUCCGGCCUAGGCAGCGCAUCUUGGACAGCCCGAGACAUCCCAGAACAUCGCCACCUCCUGCCAGGACCCAUCUGGUCCCGGAGCCCUUUCCUGCUGGGCUCACUGGAAUGGGGUCUGGGGAAGCUGGGAGCCUCGCAGCCUGGGGUGCUGUGGGGGGCGGGGGGAGCGCAGGGCUGCCGGGGCCCAUAAACCUCCCUGGGGAGCCAGGGCUUCUGGUCUUUCCUAAGGCAAUAAAUAGCCCAGUGACCUCAUGCUGCACAUUCGGCCACCUUCCCUGCCUGUCACCACGAGGGCCUUGUGAGCCUGCGCUGGAGCAAGAGCCCAGAGGACCCCCCGCAGCUCAGAGACGGAAGGCCUGCCUUGGGAUUUGCACGCGGCACUCUUGGCUUCCUCUUUUUAGUUCUCACGCUUAGAGUUAAAAAGCAUCCAGAAAGCUUCUUUUUGAAAAAUCUCUGGUUCUCCAGGGAUUUGCAGCCCCUCAGGAGAAGGAGUGCCAAGUUCCCUGGCCCUGGGCGGGCUUUGUGGGGCCUGGGGCUGCCGCCUGCUCAGAUGCCCGGGAGGAGC
Molecule: messenger RNA, 7711 nt
Organism: Diceros bicornis minor
Lineage: Eukaryota; Metazoa; Chordata; Mammalia; Perissodactyla; Rhinocerotidae
Gene: KIF13B
Product: kinesin family member 13B
Exons: 40
Coding region: 64-5883 (1939 amino acids)
Biological process (GO): regulation of protein localization; microtubule-based movement
Cellular component (GO): adherens junction
Molecular function (GO): microtubule binding; microtubule motor activity; ATP binding
Source: RefSeq, a predicted model, not a curated record